Lingula anatina is the source of this 913-nucleotide messenger RNA. RefSeq lists its product as uncharacterized. NCBI's taxonomy places the organism in Eukaryota, Metazoa, Brachiopoda, Lingulata, Lingulida, Lingulidae. The record is from RefSeq and is a predicted model, not a curated record.
ACAAAACUCGGUGUUAUUCGUUGGAACUUGAUUGGGCCUCCCCGCAUGACUGAAACUGCACGAAACUCGACAAACUGCCAGGACAUGUGUGAGCAACAGAUUGUGCAACUAUAAAAGGGCAUGGGCCCCACCGUUCGCUCAGUCACAGUCACUCGCCUGGUCAGACUGAGAACAAGAAGAUGACCUCCAGAGUUUUCUUUGGUUGCUUUUUGGUUGUUCUGCUACUUCCAGGUUUUAUUGAUGCCAGGUGUGAAUCAGGAAUAGUGCCCAGCGACGUCUGUAACGGUAGCCAAAAGUGUCAGAGCCAAGUAAAGCAUGUGCGGUUCGAUCACCCGUUCGACAUGCCUCCGAACGUUAUGGUGGCAAUAUCGACCUUUGAUAUUUGGAAUGGUGCAAAUAGUAGACUGACAACAUACCAUUCAGGCGUCACCUCUCAAGGCUUUAAUGUGAGUAUCAAAAGCUGGGCUGACACUCAUCUGUAUUAUGUAAAGGUGUCCUGGAUUGCAUGCCUCUGAACUGUUUUGAAUAUACAUGCAUGCUUUAAUUGAAAACACUGAAGAUGCAGCAGUAAUAUGGAGUUCAUAUUGUCGAUUUCCGAUUAUAUACCUUAUAAAAACAUGCACCGAAACUACUUAUGUCAAACAAACUUAUUCAAAAAUGUCUUUAAAUGUAUAAAGGGGGUGUCAUGUGUGUAACAGCUAGUUUAAGUGGCAAUAAUAUUAAAAAUAAUGAACAUUUUCGUUGUUGCUAAAUCUAUGUUAAUUACUGCUAUAGGUAUUUGAUCAGACUGAAAUAUUUUUAAAACGCUGCAACAAUAGUUUCUUAAGAGUUAAAAAAUACAAAUAUCCCACAUCGACAAAACGUAUAACUCAUUUUUAAAGUAAUAGAAACAUUGCGUCUUGGUAAUAUGUAA